This is a messenger RNA of Malaclemys terrapin pileata, 8535 nucleotides long. RefSeq names its product protein tyrosine phosphatase non-receptor type 13 (gene PTPN13). Lineage: Eukaryota; Metazoa; Chordata; Testudines; Emydidae. The record is from RefSeq and is a predicted model, not a curated record. Gene Ontology annotation, cellular component: nucleus; cytoplasm; cytoskeleton. The coding region runs from base 382 to 7791 and encodes 2469 amino acids. Gene Ontology annotation, biological process: peptidyl-tyrosine dephosphorylation. The transcript has 48 exons. Gene Ontology annotation, molecular function: phosphatidylinositol 3-kinase regulatory subunit binding; protein tyrosine phosphatase activity.
AGGCCGCCGCUCGUUACAAUGGUUGCAGCGCCGGAGCCCCGCUAGGCUCACCUCGCAGAAGCACCAGCCCGGGCGGUGCGCGGAGCGGGGUGUCCCGCCGCUGCGGGGCUUGGCCGCAGGGUCUCUGCUGCUGGCACAGGACAGAGCCGGGGGGCUGCAGGGAGGCGAGCGUGUGGCGUUCUCUGCCGUCUCCGUGCAGGGCAGGAGCGGCGGUGCCUGGGCUGGAGGAGAUGCUGCUGCUCCCCUUUGCCUCCCUCCCCGGGCUCUUCUGCAGACUCCAGCCACAGCCAGCACCACUGCGCGGGGAGGGUGAAGGCUCAGACUCCUCAUCUCCAUCACCCCCCUGUAUGUUGGGAUUGGGUCUCUAGACCGGCUGGUAAUAUGCACGUGUCACUGGCUGAAGCCCUGGAGGUUCGGGGAGGGCCGCUGCAGGAAGAGGAAAUAUGGGCUGUAUUGAAUCAAAGUGCGGAAAGCCUUCAAGAGUUAUUCAGAAAAGCUGAUCCUACUGACCUGGGCUUCAUCAUUUCUCCAUGGUCUUUGCUGUUGCUUCCAUCUGGGAGUGUGUCAUUUACAGAUGAAAAUGUUUCCAACCAGGACCUGCGAGCAUUCACGGCACCAGAGGUUCUGCAGAACCAGUCACUGUCAUCUCGUUCAGAUGUUGAAAAGAUUCAUGUUUAUUCUCUUGGUAUGACUCUUUACUGGGGAGCUGACUAUGAAGUCCCUCAAAGCCAACCUAUCAAACUUGGGGAUCAUCUAAACAGCAUACUGCUUGGCAUGUGCGAAGAUGUCUUUUAUGCCCGUGUGUCUGUACGGACGGUUCUGGAUGCCUGCAGUGCCCACAUAAGGAACAGUAAUUGUGCACCUUCUUUCUCCUAUGUGAAACAGUUGGUUAAACUGGUUCUGGGAGGCCUCUCUGGGGUCGAUCAGCUUUCCUGCAACGGAGAAAGAAAAUUGCAGACAGACAGAAGCCAGGCCAUUCGGGAUAGGCUGAGAGGGAAAGGACUUCCCACAGGACGAAGUUUAAUGGGUGAUGCAUCAGAAGUACAAAAGGCUCAAUUCUCUCAACAGGCCAUGCUGAACAAAGGGCUUAGUAAAUCUAUGGGAUUCCUGUCCAUCAGAGGAGCAAAAGGCGAGGAAGAUUUUUUCCAAAGCAUAUCCUCAGAUUACUACUCUGGACGUGAAGAUGCUUGCUGUCCUUAUCGGUGUAGAACUGAUGACUUGGGGGGGAAAAGUAACGUUGGAGAAGACAGUGCUCCCAAACGGAAGGUUUGGGCUUCCUCCACAGACUUGCUGUGUACAACUAACAAAGCAACUGAGACAGACCAUUCUCCAGAGUCUCACAGACACAACAAUCACUAUGAGACAGUUACAGUACGGACUUCAACUACCACUAGGAACAAGGAAGCAAGAUAUUCUGAUGGAAGCAUAGCACUGGAUGUCUUCGGCCCUCAAAAACUGGAACAAGUGCGCCUGGUGCCAGAGUCAUCAACCUCUGCAGCACUAUCGUGUGCCUUUGACAGGAUCAGAGAGAGACAGAAGAAAUUGCAGGCUCUGAGGGAAGCCAUGAAUGUAGAAGAACCUUUGAGAAGGUACAAAUCUUACUACAGUGAUGUCUAUAGUACCUCCAGUGAAAGUCCAUCGAUUACUUCUUCUGAGCCAGAUUUCAGGCAAGUGAGAAGAAAUGAGGGUUUAAAGAGAGAUGACUCCGGUGCUGCUUUACCAGGAGCUGAUGAUAUCUCUCCAUCAAGUCAAGUUCAUCCUCUAAGGUCAAGUAGGCAAUAUGAAGCAGCACCUGAAGGCAACCUGAUAAGCCAAGAAAUAAUGUUAAAGCGUCAAGAAGAGGAAAUGAUACAGCUGCAGGCUAGAAUGGCUCUUAGGCAGUCUCGACUAAGCCUCUACCCAGGAGACCUGAGUAGGACAUCAAUGCUGGACAUCACUAGAGACCCUCUGAGAGAGAUAGCAUUGGAAACAGCCAUGACCCAAAGAAAACUGAGGAAUUUCUUUGGCCCCGAGUUUGUGAAAAUGACCAUUGAGCCAUUCAUCUCCUUGGAUCUACCAAAGUCAAUCUUGACAAAGAAAGGGAAGAAUGAGGAUACCAGGCGGAAAGUAAACAUAAUGCUUUUAAGUGGGCAGAGGCUGGAGCUGACCUGUGAUACCAAAACUAUUUGCAAAGAUGUUUUUGAUAUGGUGGUAGCCCAUGUUGGUUUAGUGGAGCAUCACUUGUUUGGCUUGGCUAGCCUAAAAGACAAUGAAUUUUUCUUUGUUGAUCCUGACUUAAAACUAACUAAAGUUGCUCCGGAAGGAUGGAAAGAGGAACCCAAAAAAAAGAGCAAAGCCACAAUCAACUUCACCUUGUUCUUUCGCGUUAAGUUUUUCGUGGAUGAUGUCAGUCUUAUACAGCACACUCUGACAUGUCACCAGUAUUAUCUACAGCUACGGAAAGAUCUCCUGAAGGAAAGGAUGCAUUGUGAUGAUGAGACAGCUUUACUGCUAGCAUCCCUGGCCCUGCAGGCUGAGUAUGGAGAUUACCAGGCUGAGGUGCAUGGCAUGUCCUAUUUUAGACUAGAACAUUACCUACCAGCUAGAGUGAUGGAGAAACUAGACCUAUCCUACGUCAAAGAGGAGCUGCCCAAACUGCAUAGCACUUAUGUGGGUGCUUCUGAAAAAGAAACAGAGAUAGAAUUUUUGAAGAUGUGCCAGAGGCUGACAGAAUACGGCAUUCAUUUUCAUCGGGUGUUGCCUGAGAAGAAAUCCCAAACUGGAAUCCUGCUGGGAGUGUGUUCCAAGGGAGUUCUUAUUUUCGAAGUUCACAAUGGAGUCCGCACACCCGUACUUCGCUUCCCAUGGAGAGAAACAAAGAAAAUAUCCUUUAGCAAAAAGAAAAUAACUCUGCAGAAUGUGUCAGAUGGUAUAAAGCAUGCAUUCCAAACUGACACUAGUAAGACUUGCCAAUACCUCCUGCACCUCUGUUCUUCCCAGCACAAAUUCCAGCUACAGAUGAGAGCCAGACAGAGCAACCAAGACACUCAGGACAUUGAGAGAGCAUCAUUCAGGAGUCUGAACCUUCAUGCUGAGUCUGUUAAAGGAUUUAACAUGGGACGUGCAAUCAGUACAGGCAGUCUGGCCAGCAGUACGUUGAACAAGCUCCGACCUUUGUCAGUUCAAGCUGAAAUUUUGAAGAGACUCUCUUGCUCUGAGCUGUCACUUUUUCAACCAUUUCCUGGCUGCUCCAAAGAGAAGAAUGAGAAAGCUUCAUGGGAAGAAAGACCCAGAGCCAUGAGCAAAUCAUUUCAUGAUCUGAGUCAGAGCCAGAUCUCUAUUUACCCCCAUCGGAAAAAUGUUCUCACCGCUGUGAAUUCCUCCCCACGGAAAAUGGAGGAGCUGAUAGGAAGAAUCUUCCAACAGACGCCAAAAUCUGAUGCUGGAGCAAUGAAACUGAACAAUUCAAAAUCUCUUGCAGGUUUAAAUAGAAGCCUUGAAAGGAGGAAAAAUGAAUCAGACUCAUCAUCCAUUGAAGAUACUGGUCAAGCUUAUGUUGUAGGUAUUAACAUGAAUAGUUCUGGAAAUCCUGCAUCAGCGCCACUGCAAGAAAAUGUGUCCUUGCCAGAAAGGGAGAUAACCUUGGUGAAUCUGAAGAAAGAUGAGAAACAUGGCUUAGGAUUUCAGAUUGUUGGUGGGGAGAAGACUGGAAAACUUGAUCUGGGAAUUUUUAUUCAUUCAGUAAUUCCUGGAGGGCCAGCCGACUUGGAUGGGUCCUUAAAACCAGGAGACCGUCUAAUAUCAGUGAACAGCGUGAGCUUAGAGGGUGUCAGCCAUCAUGCAGCAUUAGAAAUUCUGGAGAAUGCUCCUGAAGAUGUGACGCUUGUUAUCUCUCAGCCCAAGGACAAACUUUCCAAAGUGUCAUCUAUAAAUCUUGCCAAUGGAACAAAGAGUUAUUUAAGGAGGCCUUCAUCAAUGCAGGACAAUGAGGCAGAAUCAUCUUCAGAGGAACGCAACAGGUCACGAGGUCACCAGAGGCCCAUCUCGGGGAGUUCAUCUGGAUUGUCUGUGGGCAAACAGGACAGAAGCCUGAGCUCUCAAGAUUCCAGGACUGAAAGUGCCAGCCUGUCUCAGAGCCAAACAAAUGGCUUCUUUGGCAACCACAUCGAUGACAGAGCCCAGCAGGGUUUGCAGCACUGCAGUGAUUCUCAGUCUGCCCUUUCCAAAACUAAUGAGAAAAAAAGGAACUCUGCAGAUGAUAUCCAGGCAAAAGUGAAAAGGCCUGGGGUAGUGGAAACGGUGGAUUAUUCUGACCGAGGGGAUUCUGACAUGGAUGAAGCAACUUACUCCAGCAGUCAGGAGCAACAGGCAGCUAAAAAGGAGUCUUCCUCAGUGAAUACAACAAACAAAAUGAAUUCUAAAAAGCUUUCUGCAGCACCUCUUAAACCUGGAGAUAUCUUUGAGGUCGAACUAGCCAAAAAAGAUAGCGGCUUGGGAAUAAGUGUCACGGUACUGUUUGACAAGGGUGGUAUAAACACCAGUGUAAGACAUGGUGGCAUUUAUGUGAAGGCCAUUAUUCCUAAGGGAGCAGCUGAGGCUGAUGGUAAAAUUCAGAAAGGUGACCGUGUGCUCUCUGUCAAUGGGAUUAGUUUGGAGGGUGCUACCCAUAAACAAGCUGUGGAAACCCUGAGGAACACUGGCCAGGUAGUUCAUCUGCUGCUGGAGAAGGGGCAGCUUCCAGUGGCCAAAGUUCAUGCUCCCAUUACACCGCAGUGCACUCCUCCAAAUCAGGCAGGACAAAGUGAGCCCCAGAACAAACCAGAGAAAAAAAUGACAAAUACCAAAGACUACAACUUUGUCACUGAAGACAACACAUUUGAGGUAAAGUUGCUGAAGAACAGCUCAGGCCUGGGGUUCAGUUUUUGUCGUGAAGACAACCUUACUCCAGAGCAAUUGGGCUCAAGCAUAGUGAGGGUUAAAAAGCUCUUCCCAGGGCAGCCUGCAGCUGAAAGUGGGCAGAUUGAAGUUGGGGAUGUCAUCCUGAAAGUGAACGGAGCUUCGUUAAAAGGACUAUCCCAGCAGGAGGUCAUCUCAGCACUCAGAGGAACAUCCCCAGAAGUCUCUCUCCUCCUUUGCAGGCCACCACCUGGUAUACUACCAGAAAUUGAUCCUUCUCUGUUGACUCCCAUACAUUCCCCACAACAAAUAUUUCCAGACAUCAGCACAGAAACUUCUGGGGCGUCAAAUGGAGAUCAAGGUAACAGUUCAGAUGAAAAUGAAGUGACUGAUAAGAGCAAGAAGCGACUAAAAUCCCCAUCUAGGAGAGACAGCUACAGUGACAGCAGUGGGAGUGGUGAAGAAGAGGUAGUGGUGACCCCAACACAGAUAGCAAGCCCUGGCUGGAAUUCUGCCCUGUACCAAACUCUAGACAAAAUGAUGACUCCAGCACACACUCAGUAUGAAACUCCUUGUAGCCAGGAAGAAGCAAUUCGUACCAUCUACUACUCUGCUCAUGAGACUCCCAGCAAGCCAGAGUUUGAGGACAGUAAUCCUCCAUCUCCUCUACCACUGGACUUGCCACCAAUACCAAGCUGUAGAACGGUUACUGAGAUUGCUAUCCCUGGUUUAAUGGAUGAUGCCUACAUCAGUACCACCUCAGAGCUAGUUCCACAAAGAGAGAAGAUAACAUCACUGCUCAACCAAUUUGAGAAACAUGCUGAUGAAUAUGAACCAGAGGUGGAACUCCAUGUUACCAUGACUAAAUCAGAAAAAGGUAGCCUGGGCUUUACAGUGACCAAAGGCAAUGAUAACAUUGGUUGUUACAUUCAUGAUGUUAUUCAGGAUCCUGCCAAAAGUGAUGGGAGGCUCCGACCAGGAGACCGGCUUAUCAAGGUUAAUGACAUGGAUGUCACUAACAUGAGUCACACAGAAGCAGUCAGUUUUCUCCGAGCUGCACCAAAGACUGUCAGAUUAGUGGUUGGACGGGUUCUGGAGUUACCAAAGAUUCCAGUGUUGCCCCAUUUGCUGCCUGAUAUUACAUUAACGUGCCAUAAAGAAGAGCUGGGCCUGUCUAUAUCAGGAGGUCAUGACAGCCUUUACCAGGUGGUAUACAUUAGUGAUAUAAAGCCAAGGUCAAUUGCUGCCAACGAGGAAAGUCUCCGUACAUUGGAUAUCAUCCAUUAUAUUAAUGGAGUCAGCACACAGGGAAUGACUCUGAAAGAAGCCAAAAGAGCCCUGGAAAUGUCACUUCCUAAAGUGGUGCUGAAAGCUACAAGAGAUGGUCACCCAUUGAUUCCAAAGUCCAGGGGCUCUGUUAGCUCAAGUCCAAAGUUAAUGAAAGCUAAUGGCCAUCCCCAUGGAGAUCACUAUGGCAAAACAGAAACAGCACCUGAUAUUUAUGUCCCCAAGGUUAAUGGGGAAAGCAUGAUAGGAGUUUCUCAUGCAAAUGCAGUAAGCAGCAUUCAUCAGGCAGAUUUCUCCAAGAACAGUGAUCACUCAGAAACUGAGAUACUGGAGGAUGACUAUUAUGAUGAGGAUGACCACAAUGACGUUGUUCAGUAUCUGCUGAAUGUUGUAGACGAGGAAGCCCAGAACCUCUUAAAUCGCAAUAAUGCAACCACAGCAGGUUCUUUAGAGACCACUGGGAAGCUGGCAGAAGAAAAAGCUGAAGACACGGACUGUGAUGGGUCAUCUUUGCCUGAAGACUUUCCAGAGCCGACACAAAUAAAUGGCUGUGAAGAACAUUGUGAAGACAAAGUAAUGCCUGAAAGGUCACCUCAACAACCUCUUUCGGGACAAGCGGAUGAAGAUGAAAUUACAUGGGGAAGUGAUGAACUCCCUAUUGAAUCAAUAAAUCAGGAACACCUGUCUAAAGAUUGCCCUUUAGUGACAAAUGAAGAGCUCUCUGCACUCCCAAUUGUCAGAGUGCUUCCUUCAGGCAAAUAUACUGGAGCCAAAUUGAAGUCAGUCAUCCGAAUGUUACGUGGACUACUGGAACAAGGAGUACCUUCUAAAGAGAUUGAGAACCUGCAAGACUUAAAGCCUUUGGAUCAGUGUUUGGUUGGACAAACUAAAGAGAACAGGAGGAAGAACAGAUAUAAAAAUAUACUUCCCUAUGAUACCACUAGAGUCCCCCUAGGAACUGAAGCUGGAUACAUCAAUGCCAGUUUCAUAAGAAUGCCGGUGGGGAAUGAAGAAUUUGUCUACAUUGCAUGUCAAGGACCGCUCCCUACUACAGUAGCAGACUUCUGGCAAAUGACUUGGGAACAAAAGUGUACUGUAAUAGCCAUGAUGACCCAGGAAGUAGAAGGAGAAAAGAUAAAAUGCCAGCGUUAUUGGCCUGAUGUGCUUGGCAAAACUAUCAUGGUCAAUGACAGACUCCGGCUGGCCCUUGUGAGACUGCAACAACUGAAAGGCUUUGUCAUUAGAGUGCUGGAGCUAGAAGAUAUUCAAACUGGUGAAUUACGGCGUGUUUCUCAUUUGAAUUUCACUGCCUGGCCAGACCAUGAUACACCAUCUCAACCAAACGACCUGCUCACUUUCAUCUCCUACAUGAGGCACAUCCAUAAAUCGGGACCUAUCAUCACUCACUGCAGUGCAGGCAUUGGACGUUCAGGGACACUUAUUUGUAUCGACGUGGUUCUAGGAUUAAUCAGCAAGGAUCUUGAUUUUGACAUCUCUGAUUUGGUGCGUACAAUGAGACUACAGAGACAUGGAAUGGUUCAGACGGAGGAUCAGUACAUUUUCUGCUAUCAAGUUGUCCUCUAUGUCCUGAAACAUCUCCAAGCUGAAGAACAGAAGAGUGGCAAAUAAAAUACCAGAGCCUGAAGUGCUUUUAAAAAAAAAAAAAAGGCAACAAAAGCAGAGGCUCCUGCAUAUUUUGUUCAUUCUGCCAAUAUUAGUCCAGUCCUUUUCUUCAUUCUCUAUCAACCAUCUCUUCUAUGCAGUCUGUCCUUCAUGCCACUUAUAGUACAUGGUAAAGGGCAAGACAAUGCAGUACCACUACUCCCUCCCCCCCAUCCCAUAGUUUUGGGUUUCUUUAUGUACCAGGAAAAAUAAUAUUUAAUAAAGUUGCAUUUUUGCAGCUUCCUUACUCUCCGAUAAAUGACUGAAGUAAAAAUGUUUUAAUUAAAAAUUGUAAUAAUGCCUUCUGUGGGUAUGCAACUAUUUUUAGUAUUUGUUUCUGCUGCAGUGGGAGGAGGGUGGGAAAAUAAGGCAGUAUUUUAUCCUGGUGAUUUUCUUACAGGGACGUUUUAUUAGUCUAUUUUAAAAGCUUGUUUAUAGCAGAUCUCACUUUUUCAGCAUUUUGAUAUAGUAGAGCGAUUUUAUAGGGAAUACUUGAAAUCAGUAUUUAAGCUUUACAAACUUUACACCUAUUAGCCUAGAAAAGAGUAGUGAAUGUUUACUGUAAGUAUCACAGUUUAUAAUGUUUACUUCAUAAGAGUUUCAUGUAUAUAUUUAUAUACUUUUACAAAAAAAAGCUGAAUUAUCAGGUGCCUAAACUUAUAACUGAUUAGGCAUUUCCACUAUGUAAAUAAAAAUACACUUUAAAAUGUA